UCCCAGUUCAUGGUCAUGAACAUCAGGGUAGGACCGUGAACAUAGAUCAAAACGCCCUGCUUCACUUAUGGAGUUCACGGUCCAUGGCUCCAGUUCACCGUCUUACGACCGUGAACUGCCUCGGCGUCAGUAACCUCUGAAACUCCUCUGGACUCUCUGCGGUUCACGGUUUGUGGUUCCAAUUCAUGGUCCUAGAGACCGUGAACUGCGGCUGGAUCCUCCUUUUUGCCCGGUCUUUGCGCCUUUUCUUCCAACUUUUGACUCCGGGGUUGGUUUCACCUGUUAGUCUUUGAAACACAUUGAAACACAAGAAACCUAGAGUAAAACCACCAUUUUAGGAGCUCAAAUGCCACAAACGCCAAAGAGAAACGGGGAUAAAAAGUGUACAUUUAGGCCCGAAUCAGUUAAUGCAGGGAAACCUCGUAUUAGCACCUAGGUUUUGGUUGUGGGUGACCGUCCAAACUCCGAAUCGAGGGUGAAGUCUAACCAACCCUUAGUCAAUAGGUCAAGAGAUUCACGUUGGUGGCUUGAAUCUAAUUCCCUUCCCUCGAUAUAUAGACCGAGAGAGUGGCGCUUGGCUACUUAUUGCACUUCCCUACGGUUUAAAACCCCUUUACCACACACGAUCAUUCGAUCCAACAAGUCGUAAUUGUUAGCUAGGGGGAGCAACACCCGGUGAAGCCUUCUCAAUUAGUGUCAAAUCCAUUUACUUUUGCAAACGUUUUAGCUAUAGAUUGUUGUUUUCACUAAAAAUCAAACGCUAGAUAAUGUUACAACCAAUCGAAGUAGGGGUACAUGAAUCGGCCCGGGUCGAUAUUUAAACAUACUUGCCCUAUACUGCACCCAGUUAAGGUUUAUACUUGGGUCUUAAUUGGGAGUUCUAUUGUGGUAUUCGGCAAUGUAGUCAAAAGCGCGUUGUCGGGGAGCAAACGGUUCAUUAUUUUGAAAAGAUUGUUUGGUGUUAUUAUAGCAACCAAGGACCAUGGGCUACUACAUGGCUCCAAGGCUAGCGGAUAUUCAACCCGCCAUUCAACAUCCACCCGUGGCCGCCAACAAUUUUGAGAUCAAGCCUACCCUUGUCACCAUGAUUCAAAACAAUGGCCUCUUACCAUGGGCUUAGCAACGAGUCUCCAAGGGAGCAUGUUCAGAAGUUCAUUGAACUUGCAUGGAGUUUGAAGAUUAAUGGUGUGCCCGAAGAUGCUUUGAAUUUGAGGCUUUCCCCUAUUCACUUGUGGGGAAUGCGUCUUGGUGGCUCAACAAUAGGCCGACUCUCUCGAUCACUUCGUCGGAUGACAUGCUCAGCAAGUUUAUGAUUGAGUAUCGCCCACCUUCAAAGACAACGGAGUGGCGCAAGAAGAUUACCCACUUUGAGCAAGAGGAAGAUGAUACAUUGAGGGAUUCUUGGGAAAGGUACUCUGAUUACUUCCUCCAAUGCCCACAUCAUGGAUUCGAGGAGCAAUUCCAGAUUGAGACCUUCUAUGACAGUCUCCACCAAGACGACAAGAUCCUCAUUGGCUCCUUAUGUCAAGGGAAAUUGAUGAACAUGACUACAACCCAUGUGACCAAGUUGCUUGAAGACAUGGAAAGUAUAGGGUAUGAUUGGGGUUUGACGAGAAGUGGAAAGAGAAGCACUACAAGGGGAGUGAAAAGUGUAGGAGUGAGUCCCCCGCUUGAAGCCAAGAUUGACCGUUUGAUUGAGGCACUCCUAGAGGACAAGAAGCAUGGGAAGAGGGUGGUGAUGGCGUGUGAUUGGUGUUCAAGUACCAACCACGAGAUUUCGGAUUGUCAAAUGAUGAAGGAAUCAAGCACUGCCAAGGAGGAAGUGAGUUUCAUUGCCAAUGCUAGGCAGAACAAUCCCUAUAGCAACACUUGCAACCCGGGGUUGGGAAAUCAUCAUAAUUUCUCUUGGUCUUCUCCUACCAAUCCAAGACACCCUGGUUUCCAAUGACCAAUGGGAAAUUAUCAACCAAGGCCUACUUUCAUUCAACAAAGGCCGCAAUUCCAAGGCUCUAACUUCCAACAACCAUUUCAAGCUCAAGGAGGUCAAGGGUUCCAACAAACCGACAAGUUUGCAAAGCUUGAAGACCUUGUGACCACUUUUGUGAGCACGAGCACUCAAAAGUUCGAGAAGAUUGAGAAAUUUAUGGAUGUGGUAAAUUUUACCUCGGUUGAGGCGGGAUUAAAGAGCCAUCAAGCAA
Linum trigynum is the source of this 2198-nucleotide messenger RNA. Lineage: Eukaryota; Viridiplantae; Streptophyta; Magnoliopsida; Malpighiales; Linaceae. The record is from the annotation of a GenBank genome assembly.